GUCAAUUUUCAGGGUGAUGAAGAUACCAGAUGUGUUGGAAAACCUUGAAAUAACCGAGCAAAACUUCCUCAUAGUUUUAUGCGCCACUGUGGUGAUUGUUGUGCUUUUCGUAUCAUUUUUCCUGGUCAAAACUAAAAACAAACUUAAUUGGUAUGAUCAAAACGUGCUUGAUAUGGGCCAAAACCCAACACAUCUAAGAUGUACCACCAUUUAUCGCACUAAUACAGAUGACGCAACUCCGAAUCCAGAAUCCAAACUUGGAGAAAGUUUUCCAUCGACUAGUAGCAUUCCAAAGGGUGAUCUGACGAGUUUGUUUAUGAUUCCAAAAGCGAAAAAAGGCGCCAGGAGCAUGUUCUCCAAUCUUCAUCAGAAUCAGUUUGAUAGGGGACUUUAUCAGUUUCCGACGGGUGACGAAUCUGCAUGUAGCUCAGUUACAAUGUCCGCAGUUGGCUCAAUUCAGCUUAGCGUCAGUCAUGAUGUCAACUUAAAUCUAUUAACAGUGACAAUAGUCAAAGCAGUUGAUCUACCCACUAAGCGGGAAGAUGAUCUGCCAAAUCCGUUCAUGAAAGUUUCCUUGGAGAUCCCGGACUCUAAAAAGCCAAACGUUGAUCAUCAAACCAAGACGUAUAACGGAACGGCGUCCCCUCUUAUUAAUGAGGAUUUUUAUUUUUCGGUAACAUCACAGCAAGUCAGCAUAUGCCGUCUGGAGGUGAUGGUCUACGACUAUGAUCAAUUCAGUGUUGAUGAAUGUGUUGGGUAUUGCUGGUUGACACUUGGCAGAAUAAAUGAGCACUUUGAGCACGAUCUUCCUACAUUAUUCUGGGCGGAAGUCUUGCCGUACGAAGACGGAGAAAAUAAAGGAUACGGGCAGGUUCUGUUCGCGUUAUCCUAUCUUUCCCAUGCACAACGACUCACAAUGAACAUUUUCAAAGUGAGGAAUGUGAGGUUUAGGAAUGGAGGAAAUGUGGCGCUCCGGGUAACACUUCUAGACGGAGAAGAAAAGCCGCUGAAAAAGAAAAAAACAAGCUUGAAGAAAGCGGCGAGAUCAGUGCAGUUCAAUGAAUGUCUGACAUUUUCAAUACCAAAGCACACAUUAUGUGAAGUGUUUAUCACAGUGGAAUUGAUCACUGAAACCGGCACAUUCGGAAUCGCAUCACGCACCCUGUCCCGGAUGCAAUUGCCAUUGCACAAGUGUAAAGACUUAUGGAGAGCAAUUAUCCGCGAAGAGAAAUCGCAGGCAAGAUGGUAUCCGUUUGAACAGCCCUGACAACGAUUUCUGUUUCAUUUUUUUUUGUAAUGGAACGAAUUUCGGAUAAAUCUCGGAUUUGGAUAUUAAUAUUUGAGUUUGUGUUGUAUUUUGAAAUAUGUUGAGAAAUGAAACUUCGAAGGUGUAAUGAAGUAUGCAGUAUG
Messenger RNA from Caenorhabditis elegans, 1410 nucleotides. RefSeq names its product C2 domain-containing protein (gene snt-7). The record is from RefSeq and is marked reviewed. The coding region runs from base 17 to 1267 and encodes 416 amino acids. NCBI's taxonomy places the organism in Eukaryota, Metazoa, Nematoda, Chromadorea, Rhabditida, Rhabditidae. The transcript has 11 exons.